AUGGGCGUCUCAGGCCUUCUCCCGCUGCUCAAGUCCAUCCACAGGCCCGUCGAGCUCAAGAAAUUCAAGGGCGAAACGCUCGGUGUCGACGCCUACGGAUGGCUUCACCGCGGAGCCAUUGCCUGCGCCGUGGACCUGGCCCAAGGCAACCCCACACGCAAAUAUGUCGACUUUGCCAUGCACAGGGUAAGGAUGCUUCUGCACUUUGGUGUCAAGCCCUACCUUGUCUUUGAUGGCGACUUCCUACCCAGCAAGGCAGCCACCGAAGGAUCCAGAGCUAAACGCCGCGAUGAGAGCAAGAAGACGGCAAUGGAGCUGCUCAAGGCCGGAAAGCCCUCCCAAGCGCACCUCGAGUUUCAGAAGGCCAUCGACGUGACACCGGAAAUGGCCCGCAAUCUCAUCGACGAAUUGAAAAAGCUGGAUGUCUCGUACGUCGUUGCACCGUACGAAGCAGAUGCUCAGCUCGUCUACCUCGAACGCCAAGGCCUGAUCGACGGCAUUCUAUCUGAAGACUCGGAUCUGUUGGUCUUCGGUUGCAAGCGGCUCUUGACGAAGCUCGACCAGUACGGCAACUGUAUCGAGAUCAACCGGAGGGACUUUUGCGCAUGUCGGGAGGUGUCGUUGACGGGCUGGUCGGAUACCGACUUUCGGCGUAUGGCCAUUCUGAGUGGCUGUGAUUACCUCGAGGGUAUCAACAACAUGGGACUAAAGACGGCUUACCGGAUGUUGCGCAAGUACAAGACGCCAGAACGAUUGGUCCGCAUGUGCCAGUUCGAGGGAAAGCACCGCAUCUCGGAGAACUACCUGCCGCGAUUCUUCCAGGCCGAAUUGACGUUCCUCCACCAGAGAGUCUACUGCCCGACAAAGAAGGAGAUGGUGUUCCUGACCGAGCCCGAAGCGGGUAAGGGCGUUGAGGAUAUGCCGUUCAUUGGUGCUUAUGUCGAACCUGAGAUGGCCACGGCCGUCGCCGUUGGAGAUGUCAACCCAAUGACCAAGGAGACCAUUAUCCCUGCUCCCAUGCCUGGAGGCAAGUCGCCCAAGUCCGACUCUAAGAGGAGACACUCUCAGUCCGCCGAGGCUCUCGCAGCCUCUUCGAACCGCACACGACAAGCCGCCAAGCCUAUCGAUUCCUACUUCAAGGGCCAUCAGCGUAUUCCCAUGGGCGAAAUGGAUAGCAACUGUUUCUCAGUCGACCCAGAGCGUGUUGCCGCCCUCACUCACAACGGCCUAGUACCCCGCGUCUUUCCGCUACCCAGACCAUAUAUCGAAGGAUCAUCCUCACAACCAACCGAAUCUCGCCCUACACGAACCGCCCGUUCAACAACCUCUCCACGUCUACUUCGACGGCGGACAGAACCCAUCAAGAACAUGCUGGAGCAGUACGCCCCAUCCAGUUCUGAUUCUCGUCGCAUCACGCUCGGCGACUCGACGAAUACCAUGGACGAAAUCGAUGCACUGAUGAAGAGCAGCUCUCAACGCCCGCCAAAGAAGGUCCGCCUCUGCGCAGACGCAGACGAAGCCGAAACGAAAUCUGAGGAAUCCCAAAAGAGCAAGUUCUUCCCGAAGAACGAAACGACAAAGAAGAGCAAGAAAGACGGCUUCUUGUUCUCUGACGACUCCAUCGACGAGGCGUUGCUGAACCUCGCGGACAUUGACGCCUGGCACAACCCUAAACCAAAGUCAAUCACAGUCUUUGAGGAAAGCCAGGGCACAGAGGAGAGUCAAGGCACCGAGGCAACCGGCGCGGACAGUCAGUUCAGCAAGGACGAAGAGAUAGCGACAACCCCGCUCAGUGACCUGUCCGACGUGGAGGAGCUGCCCGAAAAGAAGCCCGCACCGGAGACGAGCUCCAGACGGUCGUCUUUGCAGAGGUUUGCGUUCUCUCAGCCGAGCCCUGCCGCUUCGAGUCAGCCCGAUACCCCGGCAACCGCUGUUUCGAGACAAUCAUCCAUCUUCACACCAUCCACCGCCGCCCCGUCCACCGCAGCCUCCUCAGUCACCUUCUCCGCCGGCUCGACCGCAGCGGCAAAGGCAACUCCGAUGCUCACACCGCUCCAACGCAUCGGCGCCCGGGCCCUCCAGCGAAAGAACACCCCGCCGCGCCGGGCCCUGUCUCCCACCAAGAGUGCAAUUCAGCGCAGCCCCAAGCGCAGUCCCCGGAAGAGCCGGCUGCUGAAGUCGAUGCCUGUUAACCCCUCGUUCGUGCCGCUGCCCAAGGUCGACCUCGCAGAAGUCGAGGCUCUCAACGCGCCGUGCGGGAGUGAGGAUCAAAUCGUCCACGAUAGCGACGGUGAGAACGACGAUGAUGUCUUCCGAUCUGACGAAGUUGAAGAGCGGCCCAGAGGCUUGAACCUCUCCCGGUUCGUGUACGGCUGA
Molecule: messenger RNA, 2376 nt
Organism: Colletotrichum chrysophilum
Lineage: Eukaryota; Fungi; Ascomycota; Sordariomycetes; Glomerellales; Glomerellaceae
Exons: 3
Coding region: 1-2376 (791 amino acids)
Biological process (GO): DNA double-strand break processing; mismatch repair; DNA recombination
Cellular component (GO): nucleus
Molecular function (GO): 5'-flap endonuclease activity; metal ion binding; DNA binding
Source: RefSeq, a predicted model, not a curated record